CGUGGUCAUCAAAUGUAUUUGUCACAUACUUUAUCGCGUUGGCUUCGAAAACAACACAGUUAAAAAAUCAAUGGAAUCCGAAUACUUCAAGUACUUAAUAGUUUUGUUUUCAAAACUAUGUUUGGUUUCAGUUCAAUUGCACAAUGGCAAAUAUUGUCGACUACCCGAAAGUAAUGGUAUGGGAAUUUGUAAAAAUAUAAUUGAUUGUCCGUAUGAAUUAUCAAGAUCAAAUACCAGUGACAUGGUUACUCAAUCGUUAGAUUGUGGCUCAAAUGACUCAAUUACAAUUGUAUGCUGUCCUACAAUACCUCAUCCAGAUGGUUUUGGACCUGCUGCUAUAGCUUGUAUUGCUCAUGAAUGGAAUGGUACACUUCCAAAUCGUACUUCACCAAUCAAAAUUUGGCAUAAAAUACAAGAGGAGUCUUUAGGAUUCCCAUUCUUGGUUGCUGUCGGUCAAACAUCUCCCCUUUCAAACAUCAUUAAUUAUUUUUGCGGCGGCUUGCUAAUCUCAGAUAAGUUUGUUCUGUCUACUGCUGACUGUUAUUGGUCGACAAACAAAAAUUUGACGGUGAAAGUUGGGUCAUCUAGUGUUGACUUUAAUAACAAUAAUGAAGAAGGAGCCCAGAAAAUACAAAUAGAAGAGAUAAUAAUGCAUCCAGAGUAUAGUAGUCAGAAUAAGAACAACAACAUCGCGCUUUUGAAAUUGAAAAAUCCCGUCACUUGGUCCGAUAAAGUGAAACCUAUUUGCUUGCAAACAAAACCGUUGGUUGAUAUCCAUUGGGCUGUUGAUGGCGUAAAUAUCACUGCUGUUGGUUGGAAAUCUCAUCAAGGAGCAACUAAGUUACAAUUAAAGUUGGUUCCAAAAGAAAAAUGUUUCGAUAAUUCCCUGGUCAACUACUUGAGUAUAAAUAACAAUACAGUGGUUUGUGUUGAACCUUUAAAAAAGGCUAGUCGACAAGAAUUGAUAAAUAAUUGCUCGAAUAUCCGAGGACAUUUUAUUCUACGGUCGCAGAACAACGAAGUUUAUUUGGUGGGAAUCAAUAUUUUUUCUGUUGAUUUUUGUGACCGUCCAGUUGCUUACAUUAAGAUCGAUAAGUAUAUCGAUUGGAUUGAGAGCAACGUUUGGCCAGAAUUGUUUUCCGUGUUGCAAGGGGCUCAAAGUAGGCACUUUUAGCUGAAAUAAUGAUGGAGAUAUAGAGAAAAGUUUAAUAACGAAAUCAAACUUGAUUUUCCUCUGUGUUAAAAUUUGAAAAAAAUGAUGAUAAAUUAAAUUAUUUUUGAAGAAUUGAAA
Messenger RNA from Microplitis demolitor, 1291 nucleotides. Its product is annotated as chymotrypsin-like protease CTRL-1. Gene Ontology annotation, molecular function: serine-type endopeptidase activity. The transcript is spliced from 5 exons. Gene Ontology annotation, biological process: proteolysis. Lineage: Eukaryota; Metazoa; Arthropoda; Insecta; Hymenoptera; Braconidae. The record is from RefSeq and is a predicted model, not a curated record. Bases 71 to 1174 code for a protein of 367 amino acids.